AUGGUCGGUAACAGUGAUGGCAUAGUACCAGACGGGAGCUCUGAUGUUCACUCUUCUGUGAUUGUUCCUGCAGGAGGCAAAGGAAGUGGGAUCUUCGAUGAAUCAACUCCUGUGCAAACUCGACAACGUCUGAAUCCACCCGGUGGGAAGACCAGUGACAUAUUUGGGUCCCCAGUCACUGCCACUGUGCCUUUGGCACACCCCAACAAGCCCAAGGAUCAUGUUUUGCUGUGUGAAGGCGAAGACUCUAAGUCUGACCUGAAAGCUGCAGCAAACUCCACACCCAGAGGACAGCAGGGCGAGAAAGGAAGCUCAAAAGAAGCAGAGCAUGCAAAGAUACCAGAGCCCACACCCACGGUUGACAGUCAUGAGCCCAGACUGGGGCCAAGACCUCGCUCCCACAACAAAGUCCUGAACCCACCAGGAGGCAAAUCCAGCAUCUCCUUCUAUUGAGAGGCUCCUGCUCUGCCUGUAAUUAGAUCAGACAGAGAUAGGGCAUUGAAUGUUAGUGUUUCCUUUAACUCAGAUGAGUUGGGGUGGGAGAGGGUUUGUCAUGUGUGUGGGAUUGACUGCUCAUAGUCAUUGGCAGAGCUAUGCAGAGGACUGUGCCUUCUAAACUGCCAAGAUAUACAUUGUGGGGAUAAACCGGGAUGCUCUGGUCCCUCCUCUAACUGCUCCUCUCUGUGAAACAUCUGUAAAGCUGUGGGGAAGGCAGAAGAGGUGGAGCCCGUUAACAGGAGGAUUCCAGGGUCAAACUCUUACUCUGUGUGCUGAGUCACGAGACCUCAGGGACACACAGUAGAGUAGCACAGACAGGUGCUUGGCGGCUGCUGUGUAGGGAUGUCACACAACUCCCUUCCCCAGGUCUUUAGUCAUAAGGUUGAAACAUGUUUCCUGGGUGACUAACCAAUAAAUGACCAUACCCAGGAAAAGCAACAUGGUCUUUCUGUCUUUUCGUAAUAGUAUAUCACACCUGCUUUGGAACUUUUGAAAAGUGAACUUGACACAACCUUUACUUUUCUCUCCUGUCUGGCUCUAUGAAUGCAGUCCAUACCUUGGGCUUGUUUGGAUGUGCCAAAGGCACAGUGGCAGUGACUGGGGAUUCAGAUAUUGUCGAGUUUGCACAGGAGUUGAUUCAUCGAAGAUCCCACUUCCUUUGCCUCCUGCAGGAACAAUCACAGAAGAGUGAACAUCAGAGCUCCCGUCUGGUACUAUGCCAUCACUGUUACCCUGAGAGAUGACCUCUCAUGGAAGACGUAAUGCCUUCCUAAGUUCCAGGGCAACAGAUUGGGACAAUUACUCCAAGUCCCUGAAGCCUUACACCCCAGCCAAUCCUUAAUCUGGUCUGCUACAGCAUUCACAUGUAUAGCCAAGCUGACCUGAUCUGGAUUCUAAAAGGAAAAGGAAUAAAACACCACCUUUCCCCAGAGCUCCCUUAAUGCUGAACAAAAGCAAAUAAUUAAAGGUUUUAGUAAACCGCUAUUCAUGGUGAACCUAUGAUCUGGAAAGUAAGGUUAGUCACUCUGACCUCUUUCUGGCCAGAAGACCUAAUGAUGAAUAGAUACCAACAAGGUAAGAGACAUGCUCCUUGCUGUCCACUGUGAGUUUACUAAGCUCUAAUAGCAAUGUGCAUCUCGGGCAGAUCUCAUGGCCCCAGGCCUGGACGUGAUGCAACUGUGCCUAUGUGAGGCAAAAAGGUAUGAAAUACCAACCACUGUCUUCACUCAGCAGGUGUCAAGCACCCACCUCCCCAAAGCAUCGUGCCUAAUGGAAUUAAAUCUGUGUUACCUUUAGGAGGCUGACAUCUAUGCUGACACACGGCUUUUCAGUGAUGCGGGUGUUUAUAGGGUUUCCUGUGCUCCUAAGCUACCCUUCACUGAUGUUCCUGUAAACCGCAAUAAACUUAGUGGCUUACCUAGA
Molecule: messenger RNA, 1920 nt
Organism: Grammomys surdaster
Lineage: Eukaryota; Metazoa; Chordata; Mammalia; Rodentia; Muridae
Product: jupiter microtubule associated homolog 2-like
Exons: 4
Coding region: 1-453 (150 amino acids)
Cellular component (GO): nucleus
Source: RefSeq, a predicted model, not a curated record